Molecule: messenger RNA, 1575 nt
Organism: Clavispora lusitaniae ATCC 42720
Lineage: Eukaryota; Fungi; Ascomycota; Pichiomycetes; Serinales; Metschnikowiaceae
Gene: SRV2
Product: adenylate cyclase-binding protein
Biological process (GO): cytoskeleton organization; actin filament organization
Cellular component (GO): cytoplasm
Molecular function (GO): adenylate cyclase binding; actin binding
Source: RefSeq, a predicted model, not a curated record
AUGCCAGCGCAAAGUUCAACGGAAGAAAGUCAAUUGAACGUGCAAGGGUACAACAUUGUCACUAUCCUCAAGAGAUUGGAAGCUGCCACUUCGCGCUUGGAAGAUAUUACCAUCUUCCAAGAAGAAGCCAGCAAGGCGCAAAAGAAGGCCACUAGCGAACCUAGUGAGACGGGUACUAUUGCCGCUGCGCUCGUAAACGGUUCUGCUAUUCCUUCUCCAGAGAAACAGGAAACCGCUGUCGAAGCAGCUCCAGUGGCGAAGUUCGUCACUGAGUUUGAGCUGUUCAUUGCAGAAAAUAUUGAUCCGUUCGUUGCCGCCUCGAAGCAGAUUGACAGUAUUGUGGGCGAUGCAGCUGAAAUUUUCCGUGAUGCUUUUGCUGAGCAGGCUAAGUUCUUGGCACUUGUUGCUCAAACAAAGAAGCCGGAUCCAUCUGAUACACAAAUCAUGGAGUGCUUAGGACCAAUCAACAAGAAGAUCGAAGAACUCACUGCGCUCAAAGACGCCAAUCGUCGUUCAGAUUUCUUCAACCAUUUGAACACUGUUGCUGAAGGUGCUCCGGUUCUUGGUUGGGUGGUCACCGAUACGCCAACGUCUUUCAUUCCGGAGUUUAAGGAUAGCGCCCAGUUCUGGGCCAACAGAAUCAUGAAGGAGUAUAAGGAUAAGGAACCAAAGCAUGUGGAGUGGGUUCAGGCAUUUUUAGCUAUUUUCGAUCAAUUGCGUGCUUACGUCAAGGAGUACCAUUUCAAGGGCCCAUCUUGGAAUGCCAACGGCAAGACUUUGAGCGAGUCUUUGUCCGCCGUAAAAGAUGGUGCAGCCCCAUCUGGCGCAGGCGCCUCAGCUCCUCCUCCGCCUCCUCCACCUCCUGCUCCACCUGCCAACUUAUUUGAAGAGUCUUCAACCCCAGGCGGAAUGAAUGCCGUCUUUGCGGAUUUGAACAAGGGCGAGAAAAUCACAUCUGGUCUUAAGAAGGUGGACAAGUCGCAAAUGACACACAAGAAUCCAGAAUUGCGGAAGCUGGCUGUGGUUUCCAAGAAGCCUACACCUCCGAAGAAGCCUACUACCUUGUCAACUGCUAUCCCAAAGAAAAAGCCUACACGUAAGGAAUUGGUUGAUGGCAGCAAGUGGAUGAUUGAGAACUUUACUUCAGCUGAUGUGUCAGGACCCAUUGUUAUAGAUACGGAGAUGUCGCAGUCUGUUUUCAUUGGUAACACCAGCGAUGUCACUAUUCAAAUUACGGGUAAAGGAAAUGCAGUUACCAUUACUUCCACCAGAAACACUGCAGUGGUAAUUGAGUCUUUGAUCUCAGGCGUCGAUGUCAUCAAGUCGCAGAAAUUUGGAAUACAGAUUACAGGUGUUGUGCCACUUGUUACUGUUGACAAGUCGGACGAAGGUAGCAUCUACUUGUCCCAGAAGAGCAUUGAUGAGGACCUGCUGGUAGUGACAUCAAAUUCGACCGCCAUCAACAUCAACGUGCCUGAAAACGAUGAUUUCACGGAAUUGUCUGUUCCCGAGCAAUUGAAACACUCUAUUAAGGAUGGCAAGUUGGUGAGUGAGGUCAUUGAACACGUCGGUUAA